CCAGUGAGGUGAAGCAUGAAGCGCAGCAAGCACAGAGGACACAAGCAGGACAAGAACGCAGAUGAACCAGCUGUCCUGGAGACCCAGAACCUGGAUCGCCAGGACAUGUUCAUGGGAGGACGCUUCGAGGCGGACGCUGUCUCGCUGGCCUCGGUCACCGCCGUCACCACUAACGUGUCCAACAAGAGGUCCAAACCUGACAUAAAGAUGGAGCCCAGUUCUGGACGGCCCGUAGAUUACCAAGUGAGUGUGACCGUGAUCGAGGCCCGGCAGCUGGUGGGUCUCAACAUGGACCCCAUGGUGUGUGUGGAGAUCGGAGAGGAUAAAAAGUACACUUCCAUGAAGGAAUCGACCAACUGUCCUUAUUACAAUGAGUAUUUUGUCUUCGACUUCCACGUCCCUCCAGAUGUCAUGUUUGACAAAAUCCUCAAGUUGUCUGUGAUCCACUCCAAAAACCUCCUGCGAAGCGGGACACUGGUGGGGACUUUCAAAAUGGACGUGGGCACCAUCUACUCCCAGCCAGAACAUCAGUUCAACCACAAAUGGGCUCUGCUGUCCGACCCUGACGACAUCACGGCCGGGUGCAAAGGCUACGUCAAGUGCGACGUCGCCGUGGUCGCCAAGGGAGACGCCGUCAAGACGCCGCACAAGGCGAACGAGUCGGACGAAGACGACGUGGAAGGCAACCUCUUGAUCCCGGAGGGGGUCCCGGCCGAGCGCCAGUGGGCCCGCUACUACCUGAAGGUCUACAGGGCCGAGGGUCUGCCCAGGAUGAACACCAGCAUCAUGGCCAACGUCAAGAAGGCCUUCAUAGGCGAGAACAAAGACCUGGUGGACCCUUAUGUCCAAGUGCAGUUUGCUGGGCAGAAGGGAAAGACGUCGGUUCAAAAGAGUUGCUACGAGCCCAUCUGGAACGAACAGAUCGUCUUCACCGAGAUGUUCCCGCCGCUCUGCAAACGCAUGAAGAUUCAAAUCCGAGACUCGGACAAAGUCAACGACGUUGCAAUAGGAACGCACUUCCUGGAUUUGAAGAAGAUUUCCAAUGACGGAGACAAAGGCUUCCUGCCCACGCUCGGUCCCGCCUGGGUGAACAUGUACGGCUCCACCCGCACCUACACCCUCAUGGACGAAUACCAGGAGCUGAACGAGGGCCUUGGCGAGGGUGUGUCCUUCAGGGCCCGCCUGCUCAUCAACCUGGGCGUGGAGAUCCUGGACCCGUCGUCGCCCGACACCUCCUGCUCCACCGAGGUGCAGCUGGAGGGCAUACCCAACAUCUCGGAGAAUGCAACUGGGAAGAUUGAGGAAUUCUUCCUCUUUGGAUCUUUCCUGGAGGCCACCAUGAUUGACAGGAAGAUUGGAGACAAGCCCAUCAACUUUGAAGUCACCAUAGGUUACUAUGGCGACGAGCUGGACGGGCCCAUCCAGCACAAAUCAGGAGGCAAGAAGAAGGCGGACGGCGAAGAGGAAACGGAACUGAUCCACGACUCCAGCGACGAGGAGAUGGACGACGAUGGCGACCUGACCUCUGUGGCGACCACGCCGCCCAUGAAGCCCGUCGUCACUGACCGAAACUACUUCCACCUGCCCUACUUUGAGCGCAAGCCGUGCGUUUACAUCAAGAGCUGGUGGCAGGACCAGAGGCGCAGGCUGUACAACGCCAACAUCAUCGACAACAUUGCGGACAAACUGGAGGAAGGUCUGAACGACGUGCACGAGAUCAUCAAGACGGAAAAGGCGUACCCCGAGCGCCGGCUGCGGGGCGUCUUGGAGGAUCUCAGCCACGGAUGCAGUCAGUUUCUUGUGCUGGCAAACACGGACCAGAACUUGUCAGGUAAAACCAAACUGGACAGGGAGCGACUCAAGCUGUGCAUGUGUGAAAUGGAAGCCGUGGCUCAGCAGGCCAAGGCCAUGAGGUCGCAGGUGAAGAAGAGCACAGUGAGAGAGAAAGUCAAACUGGCACAGAACUUUCUACACAAGCUGCGCUUCCUGGCCGACGAACCUCAACACAGUGUUCCUGAUGUUUUCAUAUGGAUGAUCAGCAACGGCAAGAGGAUGGCGUACGCACGAGUGGCGUCCAAAGACAUCUUGUACUCGGGCAUGGACGAGGAGCGAGGGAAGGACUGCGGCAAAGUGAAAACCAUCUUCCUCAGGAUCCCAGGUAAAAGAGGUUUUGGGCCUGCAGGCUGGACCGUGCAGUCCAAGAUCGAGAUUUACCUGUGGUUGGGACUCACCCGCCAACGCAAAGACUUCCUGUGUGGACUUCCCAACGGCUUCGAGGAAAAUAAACUGUCGAGAGGUCCUGGCUUAGCGUCCGCGCCGCCAAUCAGUCUCACGUACAUGAUGAAGCAGAUCUUCCAGCUGAGGGUGCACAUGUACCAAGCUCGCAGCCUCUUCGCUGCCGACAGCACCGGACUCUCUGAUCCUUUUGCACGGGUCUUCUUCUCCACGCAGAGCCAGGUCACUGAGGUGCUGCCCGAGACUCUGUGCCCCACCUGGGAUCAGCUGCUGCUCUUUGAGAACGUGGAGUUGUUCGGCGAGGCCACGGAGCUGAGAGACGACCCUCCCAUCAUCGUCAUCGAGCUCUACGACCAAGACACGGUGGGCAAAGCAGACUUCAUGGGCAGAACCUUCGCCAAGCCGGUGGUCAAGAUGGCCGAGGAGCCCUACGGCGCCCCCCGCUUUCCCCCCCAGCUGGAGUACUACCAGAUCUACCGAGGGAACGGCAUGGCGGGAGAGAUGCUGGCCGCCUUUGAGCUGCUGCAGAUCGGACCCAACGGCAAAGCCGACCUCCCCCCCAUAGACGGUCCUGCAGACGUGGACCACGGCCCGCUCCUUCCUGUUCCACUGGGAAUCCGACCGGUUCUCAGCAAGUACAGGAUCGAGGUCUUGUUCUGGGGUUUGCGGGACCUGAAGAGGGUCAACCUGGCUCAGGUGGACCGUCCCCGCGUGGACAUAGAAUGUGCCGGGAAGGGGGUCCAGUCCACCCUCAUCCCCAACUACAGGAAGAACCCCAACUUCAGCACCCUGGUCAAGAGCUUUGAAGUUGAUUUGCCCGAGAACGAGCUGCUCCACCCGCCGCUCAACAUCCGAGUGGUGGACUGCAGGGCCUUUGGCCGCUACACCCUGGUUGGCUCGCACGCCGUCACCAGCCUCAGGAAGUUCAUCUACCGACCCUCGGACAAGCAGGCCAACAACUGGGCCACCGCAGAGGAAAUCGUUGUGGUCAACAUGGAGCCCGAACCAACUUUUAAGAAGAUGGACACUGUGGUCCGAUUAGACUGUGGCUCCGACGCUGUCGUCAAAGUCGAGGAGGACGACAAAGACGCCAAAGGGAAAAAAAAGAAGAGGAAGAAGGGGGACGAGAUGGAAGACGAAGGAUUGGAUGAAAGCAUGCUGGACUGGUGGUCCAAAUAUUUUGCCUCCCUGGAGACUCUGACGGAGGCACUGAAGGCCCAAGAGGGGACGCUGUCGGAUACAGAAGACAAAGAAGACGUGGACCUGGCAGAUGGAGGAGACGUCAAACCUGAUGACUCUCCUGUGAAAGGCUCCAAGAGGGGCAAAGGCAAGAAGGACAGGAAGAAGGCGGCCAUGGAUCCCUUGGAGAAGAAAAAAGCCAAGCUGGAGGAGCUGAAGGUGUACCCCAAAGAGCUGGAGGGUGACUUUGACAACUUUGAGGACUGGCUGCACAGUUUCAACCUGUUCCGAGGGAAAGGCGGCGACGACGACGACCAAAACGGGACGGACGAAGACCGGAUUGUCGGGAAAUUCAAAGGCUCCAUGUGCAUGUACAAAGUGUCCGAGGACCAGCCCAGAGACUUGGACUCCAACAUGGGGAUGUUCCAGAACAUUCCCCACAACGAUCCCGUCAACGUCCUGGUGCGGGUUUACAUCAUCAGGGCCACUGACCUGCACCCUGCUGACAUCAACGGGAAAGCGGACCCGUACAUCGCCAUCAAGCUGGGGAACACGGAGGUGAAGGACAAAGAGAACUACAUCUCCAAGCAGCUCAACCCUUUGUUUGGAAAGUCUUUCGACAUGGAGGUCACCUUCCCUAUGGACUCCACUCUCACCGUGUCCAUCUACGACUGGGACCUGGUCGGCACCGACGACCUGAUCGGAGAGACCAAGCUGGACCUGGAGAACCGCUUCUACAGCAAACACAGACCCACGUGCGGCAUCACCCGCGGCUACGCCACCCAUGGUUACAACAUUUGGCGGGACCCCAUGAAGCCCACGCAGAUCCUGGCCAAGCUGUGCAAGGACGGAAAACUGGACGGGCCUCACUACGGACCGGGCGGCCGGGUCAAGGUGGAGAAUCGGGUGUUCAUGGCGCCCACAGAGCUGGAGGAUGAGAAUGGUCUGAAGAAGCAGACUAACGAGCACCUGGCGCUGACCGUGCUCAAGCACUGGGAGGAAAUCCCGCGGGUGGGCUGCAAACUGGUGCCGGAACACGUGGAGACCCGGCCGCUGCUGCACCCCGACAAAGCCGGCAUCGAACAGGGGAGGAUUGAGAUGUGGGUGGACAUGUUCCCCAAGGACAUGAUGGCACCUGGUCCGGCUCUCGACAUUUCACCCAGGAAACCCAAGAAGUUUGAGCUGAGGGUCAUCAUCUGGAACACGGACGAAGUGGUUUUGGAGGACGACGACAUCUUCACCGGGGAGAAAUCCAGCGACAUUUUUGUCAGAGGGUGGCUGAAAGGCCAGCAGGAGGACAAGCAGGACACGGACGUCCACUACCACUCCAUCACUGGCGAGGGCAACUUCAACUGGCGCUUCAUCUACCCCUUCGACUACCUGAUGGCGGAGGAGAAGAUCGUCAUCUCCAAGAAGGAGUCCAUGUUCGCUUGGGACGAGACCGAGUACAAGAUCCCGGCUCGCCUCAACCUGCAAGUGUGGGAUGCCGACCACUUUUCAGCCGACGACUUCUUAGGCGCCAUCGAGCUGGACCUGAACCGCUUCCCUCGCGGCGCCAAGACGGCCAAGCAGUGCACCAUGGAGAUGGUGAGCAACGAGGCCGACGUGCCCACCGUGUCCAUCUUCAAGCAGAAGAGGAUCAAAGGCUGGUGGCCCUUCGUGGCCAGGAACGAAGACGACGAGUUUGAACUCACGGGCAAAGUGGAGGCGGAGCUUCACCUUCUGACCGGGGAGGAAGCGGAGAAAAGCCCGGCCGGCGAUGGACGCAACGAGCCGGACCCUCUGGAGAAACCCAACCGCCCCGACAUCGCCCUGCUGUGGUUCCUCAUCCCGCUGAAGGCGGCCAAGCACCUGGUGUGCGACCAGUACAGGUGGCUGACCAUCAAGAUCGUCAGCGCGCUGCUGGUGUUGGCCAUCUUGGCUCUCUUCCUCUACAACAUGCCGGGCUACAUGGUGAAGAAGAUGCUGGGAGCCUGAACUUUUGAUGACAUCUUUGUUUACUCGCUGUGAUCAGUACACGUUUGUUGGAGUGACUUUACUGCACCAUCACUUUCACUUUUUAUGGCUUCAUUGGCAGCGUAUGAUAUUUCACAUUUAGGAAUAAAUCCACU
Molecule: messenger RNA, 5525 nt
Organism: Entelurus aequoreus (snake pipefish)
Lineage: Eukaryota; Metazoa; Chordata; Actinopteri; Syngnathiformes; Syngnathidae
Product: otoferlin-like
Exons: 41
Coding region: 16-5391 (1791 amino acids)
Biological process (GO): plasma membrane organization; synaptic vesicle priming
Cellular component (GO): synaptic vesicle membrane; presynaptic active zone membrane
Molecular function (GO): calcium ion binding; AP-2 adaptor complex binding
Source: RefSeq, a predicted model, not a curated record